This is a messenger RNA of Eptesicus fuscus (big brown bat), 2829 nucleotides long. It is a transcript of the gene PLEKHA8, whose product is annotated as pleckstrin homology domain containing A8. Gene Ontology annotation, molecular function: ceramide 1-phosphate binding; ceramide 1-phosphate transfer activity. The record is from RefSeq and is a predicted model, not a curated record. Lineage: Eukaryota; Metazoa; Chordata; Mammalia; Chiroptera; Vespertilionidae. Bases 338 to 1897 code for a protein of 519 amino acids. Gene Ontology annotation, biological process: ceramide transport; intermembrane lipid transfer. The transcript has 14 exons. Gene Ontology annotation, cellular component: cytosol; membrane; cytoplasm.
CGGCUGGUCAGGGACUCCGGGAGCGCGCGGUGCCCGCGCCGCCGGCGACCCGCUGCCUCGCUUGCGGCACUUGGGAGGCUCUGCCGCCCCGCCGGCCCACCCGGGUCCCAGCCCCCGAGCGGAGGCGCGCCGGCCCCUGUCCUGCCCUCACGUGCCGAGGCCGCUGCAGUGACCCCGCCCCCGGGCGGCGAUGUGACCGGCCGGGCGUCCCCGCAGCGGGCCGGGCGCCGGGAGUGGGCGGCUCGGCGGCGCCGGGCGAUGGCCCUGCGGCCGGCGCUCCUCGCCUCCGGGGGCCUGGAGCAGUGAGCGCUGCGAGCGAGGGACCGCGGCCCGCGCCAUGGAGGGGGUGCUGUACAAGUGGACCAACUAUCUGAGCGGUUGGCAGCCUCGGUGGUUCCUUCUCUGUGGGGGGAUAUUAUCCUAUUACGAUUCUCCUGAAGAUGCCUGGAAGGGCUGCAAAGGGAGCAUCCAGAUGGCGGUCUGUGAGAUUCAAGUUCAUUCCGUAGAUAACACACGCAUGGACCUGAUCAUCCCUGGGGAACAGUAUUUCUACCUGAAAGCCAGAAGUGUGGCGGAGAGACAGCGGUGGCUGGUGGCCCUGGGCUCAGCCAAGGCUUGCCUGACCGACAGUAGGACCCAGAAGGAGAAAGAGUUUGCUGAAAACACUGAAAACUUGAAAACCAAAAUGUCAGAACUAAGACUCUACUGUGACCUCCUUGUUCAGCAAGUGGGAAAAACGAAAGAAGCGACCACAGCGGGUGCCUCCAGUUCUGAGGAGGGAGUCGAUGUGGGCACUCUGCUGAAAUCAACGUGCAAUACUUUCCUGAAGACUUUGGAAGAAUGCAUGCAGAUUGCAAACGCAGCCUUCACCUCGGAGCUGCUCUGCCACACUCCCCCAGGGUCGCCGCAGCUGGCCACGCUCAAGUCCAGCAAGAUGAAACAUCCUAUUGUACCGAUUCAUAAUUCCUUGGAAAGGCAAAUGGAGUUAAACAAUUGUGAAAAUGGAUCUUUAAGUAAGGAAAUCAAUGACGAUGAAGAAAUCCCAAUGAAAAACAAGAGUUCCUUGUAUCUGAAAUCUGCAGAGAUCAAUUGCAGCAUGUCAAGGGAAGAAAAUAUAGGUGAUAAUAUAACAGUCCAAGGUGAAAUAAUGAAGGAAGAUGGAGAGGAAAACUUGGAAAAUCAUGACAACUUGGCCCAGCCCGUAUCCAACUCCUCAAGUAGCUCUCCGGAAUCCCCCUGGGAAGAAGGCCAAGAAGUUAUCCCGACUUUCUUCAGUACCAUGAACACCAGCUUUAGUGACAUUGAACUUCUGGAAGACAGUGGCAUUCCCACAGAAGCGUUCCUGGAGUCAUGUUAUGCUGUGGUUCCAGUGUUGGACAAACUUGGCCCUACAGUGUUUGCUCCUGUUAAAAUGGAUCUUGUUGGAAAUAUUAAGAAAGUGAAUCAGAAGUAUAUAACCAACAAGGAAGAGUUUACCACCCUCCAGAAGAUAGUGCUGCACGAAGUGGAGGCUGAUGUGGCCCGGGUUAGGAACUCGGCUACAGAAGCCCUCUUGUGGCUGAAGAGAGGUCUCAAAUUCUUGAAAGGAUUUUUAACAGAAGUGAAAAAUGGAGAAAAGGAUAUCCAGACAGCCCUGAACAACGCGUACGGUAAGACGUUACGGCAGCACCACGGCUGGGUUGUUCGCGGGGUUUUCGCGCUGGCUUUGCGGGCAGCUCCGUCCUAUGAAGAUUUUGUGGCCGCGUUAACCAUAAAGGAGGGCGACCACCAGAAAGCCGCUUUCAGUGCUGGGAUGCAGAGGGACCUGAGCCUCUACCUCCCCGCCAUGGAGAGGCAGCUGGCCAUCCUGGACGCGCUGUACGACGCCCACGGGCUGGAGAGCGACGAGGUGGUGUGACGCCUGCAGGGAAGAGCUUGCCGCCGCCUCUGGCCAUCCCACUUAAUUUCCAGUCGCAGCUUCACCCUCUCCACCCUACGCCAGGCCAUAGGGAGAUGGAGGCAAAGCCUAGUGCUUUUAUAUAUCAUUUUUAAUGCGUAUAUGUUCUGUGUGUUUAAAAAUCAAGGUGCUAUAUAUUUCAGUUCAAAGGGCCUCCUGGAGACUUGAACAGCAAGUUAUAAGAGCAGAUUUGACAAGUACAUUUGUUGGGUUUUGUUUUGUUUUGUUUUUAGCUUUAAGUUUUAGUGGGCCACCCAACCCAAACUGAAAGUGAGCAAAUUCUGCAUCAAGGACUGUAACUCACGGGUAGUGUUUCAGCCAAUUUAGGAUUAGACUGAAGCUUUGGGGGGAGCUGGGCCCCCGGUGGAAGCUGUGAGGUGUAGGUGGGCUGUCCUAGACGUUCUUCAGAGCAUCUUCUCUCCGGGGCUCUGGGCGCGAGGGGCCUCUGUAGGCAAAGGGACAGAGCGUGGGUGCGACAUGUCAGCAGGAGGUGGGCGGCAUCCGGAGGGGUGCCAUCCCGUGAGGGUGGGGAGCCGAUGGCUCUGCAGAGCUGAGUGUGCCCCACCCUGCCUGGUGCCCACCCUCAUUGCCGUGCUUCCCCAGACAUUGUCUCCAUUGGACACCACAGCGACACGGUGACAUUCAGGGGUUGUUACCCAGUUUCAGAAGUAGGGUUCAGAGGUGGAGGGAUUUUUCUGCUCACCAUGCGCAGCCUCUAAAAGAGGAGCCAGGUGAUGCCAGGCGUGACCGGGACCCCUCUGCGUCAGUCACCUGGAGGCGGGUCAGAAAGCACAGCCCCAGGCUGACCGGCCCGGAGAGCCGCGUCCUGCGGGCGGGUCAGGAACCGGCAUCUGAGUGCUCUCCUGGUGGUUCUGUGCGCACAGCGCUGAGGA